AUGGACGGCAGUGGUCCGAACGCGUCUGGAGAGAUGCUGGGACACUAUACUGAGGGAGACUGGUGUGGUGGUGGUGGGGGGGAUACUGGGGGAGAUACUGGGGGGAGAUACUGGGGGAAGCCGCGCGCAACAGCGGAGGUCCUGUCUGCCUGGAAGUUGGGUGGUGGAAUUGGAAGGAUCGGGUCUGAACGCGGCGUGGAUGAGACGCAGAGGAGAGAGAGAGAGGGAGGAGAGGGUGGGGAGAGGAGGAUGGAGAGAGGGGGGGAGGUGGGGUGGCUCAUUCAACAGUCUGCGACGCUCACGAGCGUGACAAGUGCGUCCGAAGCCAAAGCCUCUGUCCACCUGAGCCAAAACCAGAACCAGGACCCAAAGGACCCGCCGGAGCCAAAAACCUGGGUCCUGCCAGCGCUGAGCCAGACUGUGACUCAGCGGCGCUCGUGCUUCUCUGGGUUCUGUCCCGGGUCCAGACCGUUCUGUCCUGGGUCCAGACCGUUCUGUCCCGGGUCCAGACCGUUCCCUCGUCGAUCACUUCAACAGCCUCCCAAACAACAAACGGAUUUCACGGAGAGCUUUCAGGCGUCUUGA
Knipowitschia caucasica is the source of this 585-nucleotide messenger RNA. The record is from the annotation of a GenBank genome assembly. NCBI's taxonomy places the organism in Eukaryota, Metazoa, Chordata, Actinopteri, Gobiiformes, Gobiidae.